Messenger RNA from Amoebophrya sp. A120, 3548 nucleotides. NCBI's taxonomy places the organism in Eukaryota, Dinophyceae, Syndiniales, Amoebophryaceae. The record is from the annotation of a GenBank genome assembly.
GUCAAUUCUAACUUUUUAAACAAGGGUCAAUCGUAAACGCAAAGCGGCCAGCAACGUGAGAAUGAGACUGCACAAUAGUCCGCGGCGCAACACCUGUAGAAUCGUCCUCUGAUGAAGAUGUCAGUAGUGACGACAUCGAAUUGGUUGGGUAAUUGUACAACAACAUUUUCGAGGCCUUUCUCGUCUUGAUUGCUGCGGUUGUUGAAUCUACUUCGUGUUUUGCUUUGGCCGGUGGUGUCAAGACUGUAUAGCACAAGCUGUAUGAGGAGCCUCUACUAAAUGGCACGGGAACAUCAGGAUCAGUCUUCCCAUUGCGCUGGUUUGUCGUCCACCUCAACAUCAGACGACAAAAUUCAAGGACUCUUACGCGACGACGAGAGGCAGAGCGAGCAGAAGCCGCCGGGUGCGCUUUUGACGAGCAAUCGAGAGUCGAAAGCGUCGUCUUCGUCCUCGACGCCUUCUGCCUCGGUAGUUCCCGCGCAGCGGAAAUACUACAAGAUGGGCGUGUGUUGCGGGCCCUGGGGCGCUGCGAGCGGUUCUAAGUCGCCGAAGAAACAGCAGGCACCACUAGAGGCGGAAAGCAAAAUGCAGGAGGAUACGAAUGCGAGCGGACCGGUCUCCAGCAGCGAAAACCCACCCAGUCGUGCAAAACGUUUUUAAGAUUCUUUCAGCCGGCUGAUUUAUUCUAAACAAGAUUUGUUCACAAGCACAGACAAAGUCACAAUCCAACGUAAUAAAGUUACCCGAUUUUUGUACGUAGUUGGUUGUGUCGGUCCUUUAUCGGUGCACAUACUAUACAAAACUUCUACUUGAAGAACCCGGUUCCCAAAUACAGCCGCCCGCGGAUUGACCGGUUCGCUAACGGAAGUGAGCGCCGUGAGCCAGAACGAGAAAAUUUUGCUAUCCAUAGACACGGAGGACGAUAUGAGAACGGUGCGGUCCGACUUUUCCGAAGCCCGGCCCGUGCUGAGCAUGACACUCUCAAGGCAAAUGAGUUGGAGCUCGCAAAGUCCCGGGAGGGCUUUUCCGCCAGGAGGUACUUCCACAGAUCAGCUUUUUCUUUCGAGAAUCUGUCUUCCGUAUACUACACGAGAACACGACACGUCUACAUGGCUGCGAUUUUUUUUUCUUGCAGCAGCACACACCAGAAGGCUUCCAUUUUUUACGGGUGAAAAAUCGCAUUGCGCACCUCAUCUCUACUCAACAUCUCGCAGCGGAAAUCCCGUGGUUCUCCGUGUUUGACUCGUUGCCGAAAGAGCUGAACAUGGAGACCUCGGCCACGAGGUUCAAGGUACGCAACGUCGGGUAUAAGCAGUCCGGGGAGAAGAUUUUUUCGAAGCCCGCCCUGUACGACUUGAUCGGCGGGGACGUGGUGCAGGCGAAAAACGGCAGGAUACACGAGAUCGUGAGCAACUGGGACUGCAAGUUUCCGCGCAAUAUCACACAGAAAAAAGCUGGCAGGACACAUUUGUAAUGCAAAAAUAAAUACACAAAAAAAUCUCUAUUGCAUAUCCGAAACAGCAUGCUAUGGGGCCACCCAUGACAAAUUUUUGUGUGUAUUUAUUUUUGCAUUACAAAUAUGCCCUGCCAGCUUUUUUCUCUGGGAUACGCAAGGCGGGCUACAAGGAGGAGUGGGGCAUCCCGGAAAUCUUAGUGGAGCACGGGGAGGUACCGUUCAAGUCUGGCGGGCUGUUCAGCUCUCAUCCGGUAGACGACUUGGGGUUCAACCUCGUGGGCUACUUCAUCCUAUCCGAUGAGGCCAUCCGACUCCUCUCCACUGGCACCUGGACGCCACAGCUGCGGCUGUGGAAACGAAUCGUGGAUCAGGGCCGGAGCGAGAAAAAGGGGCUGGCGCUGAAAAAAAUCGUGCAAGUCAGGAACGUGGCCGAAAUGAACGUGCCAAACCUGUUCAAGAGCUAUAACGGUAUGUUGAAACUCAAACGCAGGCUUUUUAAGGGUGUUGCGGAUGCAUAGAGUUUCGUCGUACUAUACUCUCUUAGUAGAUUUUCACGAAUGUUUUCUCUCUACUCAUGCGUCCUGAAAUGCUCAAUCAUAUCAAGCGCAAUUGAGCUGCAGUGUAUGACCUGAACUACGCAAUAUCAGGUAAGCCCGUGCUCCUUUCCUACAGCGCGCGGUUCAACAGGGUGCAUGCGCCCCGGAUACUAUGGAUUGCAAAAGUGUCUGGGUCUGGAAGAGUCGGGACUUGUCAUGCACAUUUUGCAUGACCCGUGAGGUCUGUGAUGCUGGUGCUAGCAUCACAGAUUUUUUGAGAGCUUCUUGAUGCUAAUUACGCAUGAGAAAUUGCCUCUCCGCGUGCCAAGAACUGACUCCUUUUGCUGCUCAUGCAACACAGAUACUUUUAGAAUCGCAGACAGCAUUACAAGUUGCAUUCUUCCAGACCCAGACAUUUUUACAUUUGAUAGAUACUCGAGAUAGACUACGACGUGCGAACCUGGGGCUACGCGUUGCGAUAUCAAAUGGAAAAAUUUCCCCUCCCCAUAUUGAAAAGGUAUGUUGCCGAAAAUUUGCGUUGCUGAUUUGAGGUCACAAAUCGUCUCUGUGUUGCAUGAACGCAACUCCCCAAGCUCCGCCGCAUUCUACAGGAGGUUUGUCAUGCUGUUUUAGCUACAGCGUCGACGUCUGUCAUGCUAAGCGCGUAGGCCAAAACCUGUAGACUCAGGCUUAGUAUGGGCCUGCAGUCCUCGCCAGCAAGACAAAUCUCAUUUGUGUACGCAAAUCCAGCAUCAGAAACUUCGUUUUGAUAUGGGGAGGGGGGAUUUUUCCUUGCGAUAUGCGCACCGCAAUACCAACGGUGUUGGGCAAGCUUCCUGCCGCGCAAACCGAAUACGCUCUGCUGGUCGAGGGCAAGGAUGAUGACGAGCUACCGGAGCAGAUAUUGUGUUGCGGGGGAUACAAUAACCUCGAAAUUACGAAGGUACCGUUUGCGGAACCGCUGGAAGUAGACGACUCGUGAUAUUAUUCGGAAUUUCAUGAUUUUUUACAAGGCAGGACAGCCUACUUACUUGAUUGCGCCAAUAUUUUUGUGUCCAUGUCUGUCAUAGUGUACCCACAGAUUUUUUUUCGCGCCGCUCACGGGUACAAACGCAUGUUGUGGAUCUUCUCUAAGUAGUUGAAGGUUUUGAGUAAUGCUGUUGCUCCUGGGGUGACUCUGGUCACUACGUGGCACUAGAGAUCGUAGGAGACUAGUGCUAUGUAUUCUCACAGUCAAUGCGUCCGCGUUUUGAAGCACAAAGUGCGGGGACGUACCUCCCCACGAUGUUUGAAAAUGAAUUUCGGUUUUGUGGCUGAGUUGCGCAGUACACUCGUAGCUGAUUGAAUUCUCGCAUGAGCAAUGAUAUACAGUUGCUAGGAUGUAUAUCGCGAUUGCCACGAUUGCCUGUCUGAAACACUAUCACGCGCCAAUCAUGUGAAAGACUUAGAUUUUAAUCUUUCGCUUCAAGUUAGUUGCACCAUCUUGCCACACACGAAGCGGUCUUUGCACACAAGUACUAAACUUUUCGGAACAAGGAUCGUCGCGAGCCUGGUCC